AUGGGCGAGCGUACCCCUCCAAUUUCGCCGAGCCAGCUCUCGGGUGAGCAAGAUGCACUUUACAAAGACAUCAGAUCUGUGAUUUCGUCCCAUCUUCCUGGGUUUCAAACUGAGACAGAGCAAGGGGCAUUGAUCGGCCCCUGGAGCGUCUGGCUGCAAGAACCUGGUCUUGGUGCCAUCGUGUGGAAUCUGGUCAAGAUGAUCACAACCAACGCCAAACUCCCAGAGAGUGUUCGUCAAGUCGCGAUCCUAAAAGUAGGGUCCCAUUUCAAAGCUGCAUACGAGCUGUAUGCCCAUUCUGGCGUCUCUAGUAGCCUCGGUAUUGGAAAGGAUCAAGUCGAAUCACUUGCCUCGGGCAAUCGACCUGCAGAUCUCGGAGCUCCUGAAGCGGUAGCAUACGAUGUAGCUGCGUCACUUCUGGCUGGCGGUGUCCUUCCAGACGACAGCUACGCCAUGUCGGUCAAGAUCCUCGGUCGACAAGGAACUUUCGAACUCGUCCACCUCAUUGGAGUCUACUGCCUUGUCUCUAUGACACUGAAUGGCUAUGACGUGAGAGCUCCGGUGCCGGCAUCAGUGCAGGGAAGCCCGAAACCAAGUCGAGAGAGCGAAUACAGGUCUAUGAAUGCCGUGACAGGAGAAUUGGAGAAGGUCUUCCCAGAAACCACUGAUGAAGAAGUUCGAGUAGCACUAGACAAGGCACACUAUGUCUAUGAAACCGACUGGCGCCGUCGCUCUGCGGGAGAGAGGGCGCGAAUCAUUGGGAGAGCUGCUCAGAUUCUUCGACAAAAGGCUGAAGAGUAUUCCCGGCUGAUCACAUAUGAGAUGGGCAAGCUUAUCGACCAGUCACGAUACGAAGUGAAUCUCACAAUUGACAUCCUGGAGUAUUAUGCCACCCAUGGGGAGACAUUCCUCAAACCAAAGCCUGUUGAUGAAGCGCCAGGUGCAGUCAUGGUUACUGAGCCCAUUGGGGUCCUCCUGGCUGUUGAACCGUGGAACUUCCCGUACUACCAGCUAGUGCGUGUCGCUGCACCGCAGCUCGUGGCUGGAAAUGUGCUGAUUGUCAAGCAUGCCCCCAGCGUGCCUCAGUGUGCACUUGCAUUCGCUCAUCUUUUUGCGGAAGCCGGAGCUCCUGAAGGAGUUUACACCAACCUCUUCUGUACUGUCCCUCAGGUCAAUUCUCUCAUCGAUGAUUUCCGUAUCAGGGGAGUUACAUUGACAGGCAGUGAGAGAGCCGGUGCGUCAGUUGCUGAGCGAGCAGGCCGCAAUUUGAAAAAGGUCGUUCUGGAGCUCGGAGGAAGCGACCCUCUGAUAGUACUAGCAGAUGCUGACCUCGAAAGUACUAUUAAACAAGGUGUGGCUGGACGCAUGAUCUGUAUGGGUCAGGCAUGUGUCUCGUCCAAACGUUUUAUUGUUGUUGGGCGUGAUCGUGGUAAAGUAUUCCUCGAUGGCAUGGUUAAGCGAUUCAAGGAGCUUGAGGCUGGUGAUCCAGCGGAUAGCCGUACUUCUCUGGGACCCUUGUUUGCAGAAAGAGCUCUUCAGGGCCUGUUGGACCAGAUUGAAAAGGCUAAGGCCCAUGGGGCUCGAAUUGCCACAGGAGGGAAGAGGAUCAAUCGCCCUGGGUAUUACCUUGAACCAACAAUCAUCACUGAUAUCUCCCCCAAGAAUCCGUUAUUUCAGGAGGAGACAUUUGGUCCUGUGGCAUCAUUCUACGUGACAGACACUGAAGAGGAGGCAAUCGAACUCGCCAACUCUACAAAAUUCGGACUCGGCGCCAGUGUGUUCGGUGAGACCAAACAUGCACAAGAAGUCGCCUCCAAGAUCGAAUCAGGCAUGGUGUUUGUCAAUUCCUGUGCAUAUACAGGUCCUGAGGUUCCAUUUGGAGGUAUCAAGAACUCUGGGUUCGGGCGAGAGCUUUCAGAAUUGGGAAUUGGUGAGUUUGUCAAUCGCAAGCUCAUUCGGACAGCCCUUUGA
Fonsecaea nubica is the source of this 1971-nucleotide messenger RNA. RefSeq lists its product as hypothetical. The record is from RefSeq and is a predicted model, not a curated record. Gene Ontology annotation, molecular function: succinate-semialdehyde dehydrogenase (NAD+) activity; aldehyde dehydrogenase [NAD(P)+] activity. The transcript has a single exon. NCBI's taxonomy places the organism in Eukaryota, Fungi, Ascomycota, Eurotiomycetes, Chaetothyriales, Herpotrichiellaceae. Bases 1 to 1971 code for a protein of 656 amino acids.